GCCGAGCGGCCGCCUGGAUUGUCAGUGGCCCCCGCGCUCGAUCUGGUACGCUCAAUCUUGACCGAGGCACGCGAGCGAGGCUCGCACUGCCUGGGCGGAGAAGUUGGCCGGCGCGGCGCUCGCAGCUCGACCCGAGGCAGUCGCUUUGUCCUGCCCCUGGCACAGUGAGCUUGGCGAGACUUGGCAACUCGGCGACAUGCGCGGCAGGGGAGGAGGGAGGGGAGGAGGGAGGGGAGGAGGAGGAGGAGGAGGAGGAGAAGGAGGAAGAACAAUAGAGAGGAGCGAGGAGAGGCUCACACUUGAAUGCUGAGGAGGCCAUGCGCUUCCUGAUCUCGGAAGCAAAUUCCUUAAACAGUUGAGUGCAACCACCAGGGACAUCCUCUCACCAUCUACAGGUGAGCAGCGCUUGAAACUGGGAGCGUAAAGGUCGUUCCACUCCGCAGUCUCCAGACGGCACUACACGCUGAAGAUAACUGUCCCUUUGCCUCGUGUGACCAGCAAUGUUUUGCUGGACGGUCAGAACACGGAGCCCCAAAUAAAAGCAUCAAGCUUGGAAUGGGUCCGCAGAACCACCAGGCUCUGCGAAACUGCCACCAACGUUACUCUUCCACGUGGGGCUCCGUCUAAAUCACAAUUAGCGCCAGACGGGCAUCUGAUAGAACCGACGAGCAACACGAGCCAUGUGGGAAAAAUUGAUACUGGUCAGACGCUUACCUAAAACCUAUAGCAAGCACGUUCUGCUUGCAAGUCUGGUGUGCCCGGCUGCAGCACCAUUGAUAACGCAAUUGCCCCUGCCAAUGGCUCGCGCAAACACCGACAAGGAAGGCUCUGUUCCGCACACCCGUGUACACAUACACUCCUGCAGGGUAGCCAGGCAGGGGCAAUGCUUCCUACGCGGUCGGGGCACCUUCGACGUAGAAGACAGCCCGCGGUCAGAACUCAGGAGAGACAUGCGAGAUAGCAGGAGAGAUUACGGCGGAAGGAGUACCAUAAACAUCCGAAUGAGCUCUAAAAUUGACGAAUGCGCAAUGCUGCGCACUCGCCCACAAAGGCGCUCUCUGUACAUUGCAUUUGGUUCAUGCGCCGAUGCAGAGUCUCUGGCGGGUUGCGAACUGCGAAACUGUCGCGAAGCUCCAAAGAGACUCGCACUAAACAUCGCCGUCCCUGCCGGAGGGAGGCUGCGAAACGCGACAUCUUCGCCACGUUCGAAAACUGGUGGGGGGGGCAGCACAAUAACGCCCUACGAGGUUCAGAGUACACCUCGCCAUCCCUGGCCUUCAUCGAAUCGCAGGCCUCGAGCGCAUCCGAUUUCCGCAAGUCGAGGUCACGCGCAUUGGCCUGGCCAACUUCCCCGCCCAAGUCCUGACUCCCCGGCCUGUCAGGGCCGCACAAUGCACGUGGUCGACGCCGAACGCAAGGACCCGGACGACCUGGACGCCGCGUGGUUGCAUCUCUACGCGAUGCUCUCCAGGGCCACGAAGGUCAAGCAUAUCAUGUUGAUGCGGGGCCCAGGGCCAGAGCUCUUGCCCCGCGGGCCGCCCGCGGACCUGGCGGCGCGCCUGCGCGCAUUUGACCCCUGCGCUGAAAGGCGCUGGGGCGAGGCCGAGCAGCUGGCAACGCAUAGCCUCGCUCAAUUUCUGUGUUAACUGUACCCGACCGCUUCGACGCCGCAGUGGCGCCAAUCAUCACCGAAACUGGAGAAAUCGCCC
Prorocentrum cordatum is the source of this 1709-nucleotide messenger RNA. The record is from the annotation of a GenBank genome assembly. Lineage: Eukaryota; Dinophyceae; Prorocentrales; Prorocentraceae.